Molecule: messenger RNA, 1592 nt
Organism: Syzygium oleosum
Lineage: Eukaryota; Viridiplantae; Streptophyta; Magnoliopsida; Myrtales; Myrtaceae
Exons: 3
Coding region: 325-1485 (386 amino acids)
Source: RefSeq, a predicted model, not a curated record
CCAAAGGCACGAAUUCACGUGAAGAGAUCACGUAAUCCUUGAAAGAGAGUACCCGUUCAAACGGGGAAUGCACGUAACGAAAGGGUGCAUGCAAAAUGUUUGGUCAUCUUUAAUUUAAAGCACGAGAAAAAGGGAAUCAUUCCUCUGUUGUGAAAGCACCAGAUGUGUACAAGAACACACGUCCGCUUCAACCUCCGAGAGAUGCUGCGCUGCUCAACUACCAUCUCCCCCAACUCUUUUAUCAGACAAGCAACAAAGCAAAGCAAUAUAUGAGGUGAGGACAUCAACCUGGGGAUACCCAAAUUCAUAGGAACUUGUAGUUACAUGAUCAUGGAGUUGCGCGAGGGCAGACGAACUGGGGAUCUGAAGAGAAGGGCUCGCCUAAGAGUCGGUGGCGGUGGCGGUGGCGCUAGGAUCGAAGGGGUUAUUGUGUGGGGAGGCACUCUGGCGAUUGCGAGCUUGAUGGCCCUCUUCACGAUCAGAGUGAAGAAGAGGGUCUGGAAUCGGUGCACGUGUGGACCCGAGAAGCUUAAGGUCGAGGCGACUGAAGAAGGAGGAGGAGGAGGAGGAGGAGGAGGCGACGAAAACGGAGGCCUUCGGGUCGUUCUUCAGGAUCAGAGUUCUCCUACGAGUCCUCUUACUCCGCGUAACUCCUCAUGUUGCAUUGGCGGAAGCCAUGGCGGAUUGUCGAGGAAGAAUUUAGCUCACUUGUAUUGCAGUGAUUCCGCGUCGGGUCGGAGUUUGACGUCGGAGGAAAAGCCUGCUAUUGAAAAGGAUGAGAAGAAAGAGCCUCACCAAGAGACUGUCCUCUCUGAUGGUGCGAAAACAGAGAGCGUUGCGUCCUUUAGCUCCGUGGUCGAAGAUGGUUCGCCACCAGCUACGCAAGAUUGCGCUCUAGCCACAGAUGACUGGAAUGAAAAUACAGAAAACCAUCUCGAGAAGCAAAUUAUUCACGCAUCCAGUGAGGUUGACGCCUUUGAUCGUGUAGCUCAAAUUGAAGUGCUGACGGCAGAAGCAGACGAGUCGGCGGAUUCUGUGGAAGAAGAAGAAGAUCUUGGUGGUGGUGGUGAUGAAAAAGCAAAAGAAGUCGAGGGAAGCUCGGAAGACUCAGGGGACUCAUGUCUUGAAUUAAACAACGAGGCGAUAUGGCCAUUGGAAAUGAUCGAUGAGGUAGCGAAGACGAUUUUUGAGGAUCGUGUAGACAUGACCAAGAUCAACAAGCAAGAAAGCGAUUCCAUCGUCCACGAAGAAGGGGAGGAAGAAAAUGUUGGAGUUGAUACUCAUGAAAACCCUAGAGACUCAACAGCUUUUACCGAGAAUAGAUUGGAGGAGACUGUCACGAGGAAUCGUUGGAAAAAACGCUUCCCGAGGCCGCCGAUCUGUAUUUGGCGUGUCCUGCUGCUGUUGGUUUUGCUGUCACUCCUAGUUCACGGUAGCAGCAUCGGGAGUUUCGCGACGAAUUUAUGUGAUCUCGCUGUUAAAUGAAGUUCCUCUCACGGUCGCAGAUCGGUCGUGAGGAAUCAAGACUUGUAAUUCAAGCAUUCCAAUCUUUCGCUCUGUCUUACUGAAUCCUCAAUAAGAAUCAUCUUAAA